This is a messenger RNA of Balearica regulorum gibbericeps (East African grey crowned-crane), 306 nucleotides long. NCBI's taxonomy places the organism in Eukaryota, Metazoa, Chordata, Aves, Gruiformes, Gruidae. The record is from RefSeq and is a predicted model, not a curated record.
AUGGCGUAUCCCCUGGAGCAGGCGCUGGCCGUGAUGGUCACCACCUUCCACAAGUACUCGGGGAAGGAAGGGGACAAGUACAAACUCAGCAAGGCGGAGCUCAAGGAGCUGCUCAACAAGGAGCUACCCGUCUUUGGGAGCAAACAAAUGGAUGAAGCGGAGUUCAGGAGGCUCAUGAACGACCUGGACCACGACAAGGACAGCGAGGUGGACUUUAAGGAGUACGUCUGCUUCCUGGCCUGCAUCACCAUGGGCUUCAACGAGUUCUUCAAGGAUGGUCCCACCAAGCAGCCUCGCAAGAAGUGA